Passer montanus (Eurasian tree sparrow) is the source of this 7373-nucleotide messenger RNA. RefSeq names its product G protein-coupled receptor 155 (gene GPR155). The transcript has 17 exons. Bases 235 to 2826 code for a protein of 863 amino acids. The record is from RefSeq and is a predicted model, not a curated record. Gene Ontology annotation, biological process: intracellular signal transduction; transmembrane transport. Lineage: Eukaryota; Metazoa; Chordata; Aves; Passeriformes; Passeridae. Gene Ontology annotation, cellular component: membrane.
CNNNGCCCGGGGCGCUCGGCCGGCCGCGGCAGCGGGGCUGUCGCUGCCGGGGCGGGCCGGGGCGGGCCAGACCUCCCCUGCCUGGCCUCCGUACCGGCGGCCUCGGCCUUAGAGGGGUUCUCAGUUUGGCAGAGCGCAAACCCUCUCCACGCACCCCGGUGCGGAGGCGCCUACCGAAAGCUGAGUAGAUGAGAUCAUUUCACACUCUUCUUUUGGAAGAGGUGGUCAGAGGAAAUGGAUAGCUAUUCAGACUUCACUGCAAAGAACCUCUCAUCUUCAGCUAAUAUGUCUCUUUCUUUGCCUGGACAAGCUGGACUCAAUACCACUGGCAGUCCCCCUUCUAUGUCAAUAAGCAGGCUUUUCCCAGCCCUGUUGGAAUGCUUUGGAAUAAUUCUUUGUGGCUACAUAGCUGGAAGAGCCAACAUUAUCACAUCAACUCAGGCCAAAGGACUGGGAAAUUUCGUGUCCCGUUUUGCACUCCCGGCAUUACUGUUCAAAAACAUGGUGGUACUUAAUUUUUCUAAUGUGAAUUGGUCCUUCCUGUACAGUGUUUUAGUUGCCAAAGCUGCUGUGUUUUUUUUAGUCUGUGUUUUAACAUUGUUAGUAGCCAGUCCUGAGAACAGAUUUAGCAAAGCAGGCUUGUUCCCUAUUUUUGCUACACAAAGCAAUGACUUUGCGCUGGGAUAUCCAAUAGUUGAAGCUUUAUAUCAAACCACUUACCCAGAGUAUCUCCAGUACAUUUACCUAGUGGCUCCAAUAUCUCUUAUGAUGCUAAACCCCUUGGGGUUUAUCUUCUGUGAAAUCCAGAAGUGGAGGAAUAAUCGCACUGUGUCACAGAGCAAAAUCAAAAUAGUGGGCCUAGCACUCCUUCGAGUUUUGCAGAACCCAAUUGUAUUCAUGGUCUUCAUAGGAAUUGCCUCAAACUUUAUUCUUGGCCAGAAAAUUCCUGAAUACCUUGAAAACUUCCUUGAUGGACUGGGCAGUUCAUUUUCUGGCUCUGCACUUUUUUACCUUGGACUGACUAUGGUGGGACAAACCAAAAAACUGACAAAGGGUAUGUUUGUUGCACUGAUCCUUCUCAUCACAGCUAAACUGCUCAUGAUGCCAUUUCUCUGUAGAGAGAUGGUGGAGCUCUUGGACAAGAGUGACAACGUGGUCAAUCACACCAGUUUAUCAAACUAUGCAUUUCUUUAUGGAGUUUUUCCAGCAGCACCUGGUGUCGCAAUAUUCGCAAGUCAAUUCAACAUGGAAGUAGGAAUUAUUACCUCUGGCAUGGUGAUAAGCACGUUUGUGUCUGCCCCCAUCAUGUAUGUUUCUGCAUGGCUGCUGACCAUCCCCUCCAUGGACCCCAACCCCCUGGCAGCUGCUCUCCAGAACGUCAGCUUUGACAUCAGCAUCGUCAGCCUCAUCUCUCUGACCUGGUCUCUUACUGUUGUUGUUCUGAGUAAGAAAUACAAACAGAUUCCUCAUAUGAUUACAACAAAUCUACUUGUUGCUCAGUUUAUUGCUUGCAUUGGAAUGGUGGCAUGGAAUUUCACUGUUAAAGAGAAAGACAUCACCAUCCAGAUCCUCGUAUUCAUAUUCCUCUACAGCUCACUUUACAGCACCUACCUAUGGACAGGUUUUCUAUCUUUUUCUCUGUUUCUGUUGAAGAAGAGAGAAACAAUAAAGAUUCCCAUUGGGUUUAUCAUCAUAGCUGGAUGGGGAGUCCCAACAGUUCUGGUGGGAAUCUUAUUAAUUGUUGGUGAACGUAACAACACUAGUAUUGACUCUGCCUUUUUCUAUGGAAAACAUCAGAUAAUUACCACAGCAGUGGUACUGUUCAUCAGUAUAUUGCUGUCAGGUAUCUCACUGAUGUGCAUGAACAGAAGUAGGCAAGGGUCCAGCUAUGGGGUGUUGAACCCAUACUCACCACGUAGCUCAAUGGAGGAGGUUGAAGUGGAAGGGAGUGGGCAGAACAUUUCAGCCACUAUGACUCAGUCUUCUCCAGAAUCUUCUGCACAAUCUUCUCCAGAAUCUUCUGCACAGUCUUCUCCAAGUCCUUCUGCACAGACAUCUGCAGAAAAAGGUUGCUGUUCUUGUCAAACAACAAAUGGUGAAUUAUCCUGUGCUAAAGACAGCAAAGCAGUGUCAAAUGCUGUUGAAAGCAAGAUUCCUCCAAUUGAGACAGUGGAUCAGUGUGUGAGUCACUGCAGUGCUCAAACGUGUGUGUUGGCUCAGGAAGAACAGCUUCUACAGACUGGAGACAAACAGCUGGCCAGACAUGUGCUGCUGUGCUUACUUCUUAUUGUUGGCCUAUUUGCUAAUCUCUCCAGUUGCUUGUGGUGGCUGUUCAACCAAGAGCCUGGAAGGCUGUAUGUGGAACUGCAGUUCUUCUGUGCUGUGUUUAAUUUUGGUCAGGGCUUCAUUUGCUUUGGUAUUUUUGGCUUAGAUAAGCAUUUAAUCAUUCUGCCAUUCAAGCGAAGACUUGAGUUUUUCUGGGGUGGAAGAGAAGCAGCAGGGCACACAGAUGCCUCUGUACCUGAGGAAAUCAGAAUGACCUGUCAACAGUUUGUUCGUUAUCAUAGAGAUCACUGUGUCAAAAGUAUUGUCAAAGGCAGAAGGUGUGGUGCAAAGAUCUCCACUGGCAUCUUCUUUGGCUGUGACCUGGUGAACUGGCUCAUGCAAGUUGGCCUUGCCUCUGACCGUGGGGAAGCUGUGGUCUAUGGGGACAGGCUGCUGAAAGGAGGCGUCGUGCAGCACAUCACCAACGAGUUUGAGUUUCGCGACGAGUACUUGUACUACCGCUUCAUCGCCAAGAAAGCUGCUGCAGCUGAGAGCCACUGAGCUGAGCCAGCAGGAAAGGACAGGUAGUGACCACCUCGUCUGCCUUCACUACUGAAAUUGGUAGUUCUUUCUCAGAGCUCUCACAGAACUGUUGUGCUAUUCUCCCUUGUAAAAUUAAGAGAUGUGGUUCCACUCGUCUAUGCUGAAGAAAAUGGUAGAAAGUUAUAUUUAGUCAGAAUUCCAACCAGAUGCUCCAGAUUUAGAACAUUUUUUCUAUUUUGAGCAAAACAAAUUUUACUAAAUGGUAUGUGUCACUGUUGUACUUUAGAGGCAUUAUAACUGCAGCUUUAAUACUGAUGCCAAAAUGAGGAAAAAAAACCCCAUGAAAGGUAUUUUUCAUGUUGCUGGAUGUUCUCCAUAUUUUAGUGUGAUGAAGUAUUGAUGCCCGUUUACAGUCAAGCUUCCUCCUGACUUCACAGGGGUAGGAUUUCUUCUGUCAUACCUCAGUUUUACUACUCUGCUCUUGUCUAACACCAGGAACUUUUUUUAGCUGCUUACACCUGAGAUCAGGUGGGCUUUUUCCUCCCCUAAAGAAAAAAUACUCCAAUUAAAAAGACAGAAUUGCUGUGACAGUGUUUCCAAUAUCAGGGGAUUAAAGCUGGGCAAAUACUGAGUGGAGUAAGUAAUAAGUAAUGGUUUUGUACAAAUCUACCAAAUCUUAAAACCAUAGAAAUAUUCAGCACUCUCCCAGAACAGGAAAUUAUAUAAUGGAAUAAACAAUUUGUUUUGCCUUAUGGUCGUGACAGCUUUAUCAAGAGCAGAUUUUUACAUUUUGAAAUUAGCAUUCAGAGUUUAAAUCAGAAGUGCCAGCCUUAAGUAAAGAUUUUAUGGAAGCCUUGGAUACAUGUGCAAGUCAAAACAAAAUUAUUUUUCAAAUCAUAUUAGUUUUUUAAUUAAAUUAAUGACUUUUAAAUCUAAUAUAUAAAAAAUCCUAAAUGAACAUCCAUAUUAGGGUUUGGAGUAGCUAAACAUCCUAGAUUUUAGUUGAUUGCCUAACACAGGUUUCUAAUAAACCUCAGGUAUCCUCCUAGUUACUUUUGUGUCACUCAGAUUCUUGUGCACUAAAAGCAGAAUCUGAGGACCUGUGUGUCUUCUGCAAUAUUUUGAAAAGGCUAAAGACAAAGUAUUGUAUCAGAUAGCAAUUAUGCUGCCCUUUUAAAAUUGCAAGAACAGCAUUUAUAUGUCUAUAUGAAAAUUAUAUGCAGUGAGGGAAAGGAAUCCAGGUAUUAAAAAUUAUUUGCUCAAGCAUAUGAAUAAGUCUUCUCAUCCUUUUUUAAAAAAAUCUUUCCCUUCUUUUUUCCCCUUUUUUUUAAGUACGCAGAUUUAUAUUACAGCUACCUUUGCAUCUAUUUUGUAUUAAGAAUUAAAAGUGAUUUUAGCAGCAUAAGCUACUAUUCAACAAGAAGUUGUGUUCUGGUUGCUAUAAUUUCCUGCAAGACUUAAAUUGAAAAAAUAAUUCCUUUUACUGUCAGUCUGAUUGCAGUGUGCACAGAAACAUAACAUCCUGCUGCUUAUGUAUGCUGUACAACCUGGUAUAUUUCAAUGUUUUCCAGCAACAAUAUAAUUGAUGUUUGUAUCAGGCUGUGGCCACAAAGGAGAAUGUUAGUGUGUUUCCAUUAUGAAUGUAGAAGACAGCUAUAUUUUGGAAUAAUUAGAUAUAUGUGACUUAAGAGCAGAAACUGCAAGUAUGUCUGGCUUCUAAACACUGCAACUUGUCAAUAAAUCUGUUACUUGAUGUCAGAGUUCUGAGCUGUGAUGUGGUGUGUGAGAGGGUUAUGUGUGCAUGUCAAGGUUUACAGCAGAUGUGAGUUUCUGAGAGAUUUGGUAACGUGGCUCUUGGUUUCAGUCCUGGUAUUUCUUGAAUCCAUCCUUGAUCCUUUACAAGUAGGUGGAGCACUUCUUAAUUGGUGUCCAUCCAAAGAUACCUCCAUACUAGAAGUGUGCCACAUUCUCAUCUACUUACUAAAUACAAUUUUUUUAAUUAAUUCUUCAAACAUUCAAGAAUUUGAUCUUAGGGCAGUUUUACAGUUCUGUUUAUAGUCAAUGUUCUUGCACUCUUUCUCAUUUUCAUCAUAAAAGUCCUGCUUCCCUUUUUAUAAUGGUUCUGCUUUCCCCUAGAUUUGAACACAACAUAUCUGUUUUAAAUAAGAAAUUGCUCAAAAUUGCUGCCUAGAAAAGGCUCUCUGUUACAAAUCUAAUACAUAGAACACCUUUGAUUACCAACCAAUACCACAUUCUCCGAGAAUUACUGCUACAGUAUUGUGACUGCUGAUAUCAUGCCCAUUAGUCUACCGAGUCUGUGAUGGUUAAUAAACAAAGAGGCUAGGAAUGAAAUACAGGAUAUAAUAUUUUGGUUCUAAAUCACUUGGUACUUCUGGAAGCCAAUAAUAGACUUUGAAUUGUUUUAGAAAGUUAAGUAACCCUUUUAUCUGGUAAAUGCUUGCUUUCACCAAGGAGCACUGGCACGUGUUGAAUGGUUGACAAGCUGAUGUUCUGUCAAUAGGUGAUAUAUUCCUAUGUGUUUUUCUGGUAGUUAGAAACAGCUUUGCUUUAAAGAAGUGGUCACUAGUGCAAUGACUUCCUUUAUUUUGAAGGUGGAUUAGUUUGGGAUGAAUCUCUUGGAAGAUAAAAACAUCUAUUGAACAAGUCUAGAGGAAUGUCCAGUGAAAGAUUGGAUCUUCUUCUAGGACUAAUCUCAAAAUAAUUGUCAUAAUAAACGGGGAUGGAUGUAACACUUAGUUUUCUAGUACAAAAUUUUAGUACUUUUUUAUUUCAAUAAUGAUCCUUCUCUCAUAAAGCUCUAGACCUUUUAAAGAUACAUUCCUAGGUGCAAACCCAUGAGAAGAUUGCCCUCUAGGGGACAUUCUUUGGUUUGUUUUUUUUUUUUUAAUAUAAGGUUGUGGGAGGGAGGAUUAUUUGUUUCUCCUGAUCCCAUCUUUAUUUUCUGUUUUUACACUGCGUGUCUUCUAGGAGAAGGAAAUCUCACGGAAAAAGGUACUGAAAUAUCCUGUACUCUGUUGGCAAUCACUUUAACUGUCUCCACACAUUACAUUGUUUUUACUUUUUCCUUGCUGGUCUACAGGAUACAAGGCAACACAUAAAUAAGAGGCACAGUUGGACUGUAUCUGUGUUAGGACUGGACCAAUGUGCUUGACCCCGUUCACUGCCACCCCAUGAUUAAGGGGCCAAGAAGUUUGCUUAAAGGCCUGCCCCAACUUCACUGCUGUUCUUUCUGUAUAACUUCAGUCUUUGCACUGUAGCAUAAAACUAUUUCACUUGGUUUGCUGUGCUGCCUGAAAACUUGAUUCAUACCUUGGUUUCCAGCACAGUUUCACCUGGCAUUUACUGAUGCUUUAAAGCUAUCAGUGUGGAACAGCUCAUGAUCAAAAAGAGGAAAAGAAACAUAAUUAUUGGAUAAGGACAUCCCAUAAGGAAAACAGGUAAAUACAGCAAAUUUUUAAUAAAUCUAUAUUCCAGUUAUCAAACUGGACUAUUGAACUUCUGUAUUGAACCACUGUGCUAUUGAACUUCUAAGAAAUUUUGUUGUCAACAGAGGCACAAAAUGUUCAAUCAAUUCAAACAUACUUUGUUUUACUCCCAUUCUUGCUACUGCCAUGUGGUACACAUCAGGUCUCUAGAAAUAGAAAGUUCAUCAGCCCUUCCUAACUCAGUAGUUUCUUGCUGUGAAUCUGAACACAGCAUCCCAAAUUAAUUUCUACUCUUAUUAUAGGAUCAGAAAGAAUUUUACCAAGCUCUUCAUUUUCAUAUUACCUCUGCAAACUUCACUAUCUAUUCUUCAUAUUUAACUUUUUUUACCAGUGGGGUAUUGAACAGUUUACAGAAUGAGAAAACUGCAUGUGAAAAACUGUCAAAGAAUGAUCUUUCUGUGGUUUGCUGUGUGUGUGGGGAUGCAGUGUUAUGUCCCACAUUGCUGCUGCAGCUCUAGUUUGCAGAAGUGCUGCAUUUUGAGAGGGUUUUUUUUGUUGUUUUUCCUCACAGUCCUGCUUGUUUUCCUGACUUAUUGAUCAUGAGGUAAAAUCAGUGUCUUCCUUGUUGUUUGUUUAGUUUGGCCUCUGCCACAGAUAAUAAAAGUGGUGUCAUAUAUUGAUCAUUACUUUUAAACAGGAUCAGGAAGGGUUUCUGGUAGGGCAAAAAGCUUGAUUAAAUUAAGUCCAUAGUCUAUUCACUCUGGCAAAAAAAAAUCAUGGUUUAAAAGGCUUUAUAUAAAAUGAAAAAAAAAUUAUAAGUGCUUUUAAGUGUCCUGCUGAGUACUUGUAUAUACUUGUGUAGCCCAACCUCUUCCUUUCUAAUUGCCUAAUUUUAAAAAGUAACAAUUCAAGAAAUAUUUUAGAACUCCCCUAUGAUGUUAUAAAGUGCACUGCAAAAUUAAUUUGACAAUAAUAGUCUUGUAUAUAAAUAAGUUUAUUUUUCACUAUCAGGGUGGGAAAAAUAGACAGGAAAGUGAAAUCUGUGGGGAACUUACAGAAUGCUUGCAUUGCUGAAUUUCAUGUAAUAAGAUUUCACAAUCACUCACAGCAAAAUAUUAU